This is a messenger RNA of Myotis daubentonii (Daubenton's bat), 2183 nucleotides long. RefSeq names its product cilia and flagella associated protein 100 (gene CFAP100). The record is from RefSeq and is a predicted model, not a curated record. Lineage: Eukaryota; Metazoa; Chordata; Mammalia; Chiroptera; Vespertilionidae. Gene Ontology annotation, cellular component: ciliary basal body.
CGGCACCCACCCGGUGAGGCCCCAGGGAGUCUGGGCUUCGCCCUAACCCCACCCUGCGGCCCACAGGCCCCGCCCCGCAGCCCGCCUCCGCGGCUUUUGUGACGUCACGACCUCAGGGGUCAGGAGAAUAGUUGCUGUGGCAACGUAAACCAAAGGCCGGUGCGCUCUGAGCCUUGGAACCGCGGCGCGGAAGCUUCCGAUCAAGCCCGGUGCGCAAGGCUGGUUGGAACCUCCUCUAGCCCAGGUCCGGUUUUGCAGCAAGCCCUUGUUCCUCUGCAGGAACGUCCAAGCUCCUGUCUACUAUGGUUUCCAAGGUCAUGGCGAACAUCAAGAACAGCCUGGACUCCACAGAUGAGAGCUCUCCUUCAGUCAUUGAAGAAAAGAAAAAGAAACAUAAGAAAAAAGGCAAAGUGUCUGUGGUUGUUCCGGACCGUUCAACUAAUCCUUUCCAUAUGUCUGGGAACGUGGAUUUCUUCCUGCUCAGAGAUCAGGAGCGGGAUAAGUUUCACGCAGAGCGGCAGAAGAAGAAGAUGCUGCGGUUGCACCAGAAGAUGACCUACUCGUCCAAAGUGUUGGCCAAGCACGCCAGCCUGCUGCAUGAGCUGCAGCUGCAGGACCGGGCGGAUGACCAGGAGGCGCGUGCCCUGGCCGAGGCCCAGCAGAUGAGCGCCUUCCAGGAGGACCACACCUCCUGGAAGCUGGCCAUGACCAAAGAAAAGAAAGAGGAUUCUGACAGCAUAUACAAGUACAUCAACCAGAAACGGGAAAUGUUCCUCCUCCAGGUAGGCCCGUCUGCUCCCUUGAAGGGGACCUGGGUGGGCUCUGGUGGGGAGGGUAAUCCCUGCUCUGGUGGCCAUUAGUAUGCCCUGGAUAUGAAGCGGAGCGAGAUCCAGCGGCUGGAGAUGCUGGCAACAAAGGAGGAGGCGGAGCUGGAGCGGGCUGAGAAGUCCCUGGAGAAGGAUUCGACCCUGUUCGAUGAGUUCCUCAGGGAGAAUGAUCGCAGCUCAGUGCAGGCCCUGAAAGAGGCAGAGAAGGAAACCAAAGUGAAGAUAGAGAAGAUCACUGAAAUCCGAGAGCUGACCACCCAGAUCAUGAAUAUCAAAAGCGAAAUCUCCAGGUUUGAAGACACUCUGCAACAUUACAAGGUCUGCAAGGAUUUCCUGUACAAGCUGUCGCCCAAGGACUGGCUGGAGGAACAAGAGAAGAAGCACUUGGCUCUCAGACAGGCCAAGGAGGCCGCCAAGGCCAAGGAGAAUGCUCAGUUGUCACAAGGUGACAAAGGACCGGGGACCAAGGGCAAGAUGAGCUCCAAAGAAGGGCAAAGCCCGCGGAGGCCCUGGAAAGUGCUGCAGGUGAUCCGGGUCGGGCAGGUGCUGACCAGCCCCGGCCACCAGGACCAUCAGCCGGGGUCGGACUCCAAAAAGUCCAGCUCUUCUACCUUACCCAAGGAAGAGGACCCAGACAGCGACGGGGAGGGGCUGGAGCUGUACUUCAAGGAGCCCCACCAGCUCCUGGAAGUCUUUACAACCCUGGAGGAGCAGAACCUCUCGCUGAUCCAGAACACACAGGAGAUGGAGGAGGCCCUGGAGGAGCUGAGCUUCACCCUGAAAAAUACCCAGAUCCGCAUGGAUAGGGAGGUCAACCAGCUGAAGCAGUGGAUCACCACACUGAUGAUGUCCAUCACCAAGGAGGAGGAGACAGCUGCUGAGCUGGAGCUCAAAGCCCGAGUCUUCCAUUUCGGCGAGUACAAGGGCGCACAGGAGGACAAGCUGCUGGAGAGCCUCAACCGCAAAGUGCAGGACGUGUACCGGCAAUGUGUGGGUCCCCAGCAGGAGUCCAGCCUGGGCACCGUGCAGAUGCUGACCGUCAUUGAACACCAGCUGGACGAGCUGCUCGAGAACCUGGAGCGUGUGCCCCAGAUCAAGAUCGAGCAGGCCGAGAAGGCCAAGGAGAAGGAGCGGCGCCAGAGACUCCGGGAAGAGAAAGCCAGGAUACAGAAGCAGCUGCAAGAGGAGCGUCUCCAACGGGCCCAAGCCCGGGCCCAGGCUGAGAUCAAGAAGAAGAGAGGCAGAAGGCUGGUGUCCCGCUCCGAGCCCCCGGCCCUGAAAGCCAAGGAGGAGCCUGAGCAGGAGCUGCUGGACAAGGAGAAGGAGGAGCACCUGUUCUUCUUCACCUAGCCUUCC